AUGGAAAUGAUGUCUGUGAAAGUAGCCGCAGCUCUGCUCGUGCUGCGGCUCGGCGCUUUCCUUGGCCCUGCAAGCUGUGGCAAGGUGCUGGUGUGGCCCAUGGAGUACAGCCACUGGAUGAACUUGAGGGUCAUCCUACUUGAGCUCCUCCGGAAGGGCCACGAGGUGACUGUCCUUAGGAGUUCAUCUUCCAGUUUUUUCAGCACCGACAAGACACCGGGUGUUAAAUUUGAGACUUACCCCUCGUCCAUAGGCAAAGGUGAAGCCGAGGAACUUUUUGUGGAAUCCCUUAGAAAAUGCAUUUAUGAGCUGCCGAAACAACCGUUUUGGAGAUACUUUUCAGUGCUUCAAGAAAUAAUGUGGGAAGAUUCCAGGUAUUUUGAGAUUCUCUGCAGAGAUGCCGCUUCUAACCAGGAACUUCUACAAAAGCUACAAGAAUCCAGGUUUGACGUCGUCCUGGCGGAUGUGUUCAGUCCCUGUGGAGACCUGCUGGCUGAGGUGCUCCAGGUGCCCCUCGUGUACAGCCAUCGCUGCUUUGCCGGCUACACCUACGAGAAGUUCAGUGGGGGGCUCUCACUCCCUCCUUCCUAUGUGCCCAUUCUCCCCGCAGAGUUAACCGAUCACAUGACAUUCAUGGAGAGGGUGAAGAAUAUGAUGUAUGCGCUUUAUUUCGAUUUCUGGUUCCAGACGUUUAAUGAGAAGAGGUGGAAUCAGAUCUACAGUGAAGUUUUAGGAAGACCCACUACAUUAAUUGAGACAAUGGCAAAAGCAGACAUAUGGCUGGUUCGGACCUAUUGGGAUUUGGAAUUUCCUUACCCUGCCUUACCAAAUUUUGAGUUCAUUGGAGGACUACACUGCAAACCUGCUGAGCCUCUGCCUAAAGAAAUGGAAGACUUUGUCCAGAGCUCUGGUGAAGAUGGCAUUGUGGUUUUUACUCUGGGGUCAAUGGUCAGUAACAUGACAGAGGAAAGGGCCAAUGUGAUUGCCUCUGCCCUGGCUCAGGUUCCCCAGAAGGUUGUGUGGAGAUUUGAUGGCAAGAAACCAGACACCUUAGGCUCCAAUACUCGGCUCUACAAGUGGAUCCCCCAGAACGACCUUCUUGGUCAUCCAAAGACCAAAGCAUUUGUAACUCACGGUGGAACCAAUGGCAUCUAUGAGGCAAUCUACCAUGGUGUCCCGAUGGUGGGCAUCCCCUUGUUUGGGGAUCAGCCUGAUAACAUUGUUCGCAUGAAAGCCAAGGGAGCAGCUGAGCGGGUAGACUUCCACACGAUGUCCAGCAUGGAUCUGCUCAAGGCGCUGAGGACAGUCAUCGAGAACCCCUCCUACAAGGAGAACGCCAUGAGGUUAUCCAGAAUCCACCACGACCAGCCGGUGAAGCCCCUGGACCGCGCCGUCUUCUGGAUCGAGUUUGUCAUGCGCCACAAGGGGGCCAAGCACCUCCGCCCAGCCCUGCAUGACCUCUCCUGGUUCCAGUACCACUCGCUGGAUGUGCUCGGCUUCCUGCUGGCCUGUGUGCUGUCUGUGGUAUUUGUCAUCACUAAGUGUUGUCUGCUCUGUUGUGGGAAGUUUGUGAAAGCUGGAAAGAAGGAGAAAAGGGCGUAGUUGUAUCUGGCUCUGAAGUUGGGAGGCCUGAAAAGAUGAACCUCUGCCAAUACGAGCCAGCAAGAGAGGCUGUGCCAGUGCGUCCCCUCCUCCCGGGAAAAGAAAGCUUUUCAUGCCUUACCUAAUCAAGUGUGCUUUCCAGAAACUUAGCAUUUGUCUAUGCAUUAGAAAUAACUUUCAAGGUCUGGAGAUAUAUCUCAGUGGUUAAGGUACUUGGUUGCAAAGCCUAGCAGCCUAGGUUUGAUUCCCCAAGACUCAAAUGAAACCAGAUGUACAA
Messenger RNA from Jaculus jaculus (lesser Egyptian jerboa), 1879 nucleotides. Its product is annotated as UDP-glucuronosyltransferase 2B4-like. The transcript has 7 exons. Gene Ontology annotation, molecular function: UDP-glycosyltransferase activity. The record is from RefSeq and is a predicted model, not a curated record. Bases 1 to 1602 code for a protein of 533 amino acids. NCBI's taxonomy places the organism in Eukaryota, Metazoa, Chordata, Mammalia, Rodentia, Dipodidae.